GCGGCUCGAUCGCUUCCUUCGGUCCGAUGGCAGCCCCCGGCACACACGCAGAAUGCGGCUACAUCCGCACGGUCUUGGGUCAACAGAUCCUGGGGCAGCUGGACAGCUCCAGCCUGGCUCUGCCCUCCGAGGCCAAGCUGAAGCUGACGGGGAGCAGCGGCCGCAGCGGCCAGGCGGCCAAGAGCCUGCGGAUCCAGGAACAGGUGCAGCAGACCCUGGCCCGGAAGGGCCGCAGCUUCGUGGGCAAUGGAAAUCUUCACCGAACCAGCAGUGUUCCUGAGUAUGUCUACAACCUACACUUGGUUGAAAAUGAUUUUGCUGGUGGGCGUUCCCCUCUUACCAAAACCUAUGACAUGCUAAAGUCCGGCGUAACCACCACUUACGAAGGUCACUGGGGGAGAGGAACUGCGCAGUACAAUUCACAGAGGUCAGUGGAAGAAAGAUCCUUGAGGCAGCCUCUGAGGAGACUGGAGAUUUCUCCAGACAGCAGCCCUGAGAGGGGUCAUUACUCACUCAGCGAAUACCAGUACAGCCAGAGGAGCCAGGUCGGCCACACGCUGCGGCACCAAGACAGCAGGAGGUCCACCCUCCUCAUGCCCCCGAGAUACGCGCGCUCAGAAAUUGUGGGUUUCACCUCGCGGCCCAUGAGCAGACAGCGCUACUAUGACACUUACCACAGACGGUACCAGUUCGGGUCUGUUAACGACAGUGUGUUUGACGGCCCCCCACCCAACCCAGUGGUGCUCACAUGCCCCAGGCCUGGGACCAGUCGCAGCAUGAGCAACCUCUUGGAGAAAGAGAACUACCUGAUUUCAGGGCCUGCCCCUGGGCAGGUCAGGCCUCUGGUGCCUCUGCAGCCCAUCACUCAGAACAGGAGCGCUCGGUCCUCCUGGCACCAGAGCUCCUUCCACAGCACCCACACGAUGCGGGAAGCCGGGCCCAGUGUCACUGUGGAUGCCGGCGGGCGGAGGACGCACAUGACCGUUGGCCAGGUGGCCGCAGGAGGAGGUGGGACCAUGCUCACCGAGAGAAGCACUUUCAGCGACUCCCAGCUCAGGAAUGCCGACAUGGAGAUGACUCUGGAGCGGGCAGUGAGUAUGCUUGAUGCUGACCACACACCGCCUGCCAGGAUUUCUGUGGCGGCCACCUUCAUACAGCAUGAGUGCUUCCAGAAGUCUGAAGCACGGAAAAGGGUCAAUCAGCUCCAUGGCAUCCCCAAGCUUCUGCAGCUCCUAAAAGUUCAGAAUGAAGAUAUUCAGAGAGCCGUGAGUGGGGCCUUGAGAAACUUGGUAUUUGAAGACAAUGACAACAAGUUGGAGGUAGCUGAACUCAACGGGGUACCUCGGCUGCUGCAGGUGCUGAAGCAAACCAGAGACUUGGAGACUAAAAAACAAAUCACAGGUUUGCUGUGGAAUUUGUCCUCCAGUGACAAACUCAAGAAUCUCAUGAUAACCGAAGCCUUGCUUACCCUGACUGAAAAUAUCAUCAUCCCCUAUUCGGGGUGGCCAGAAGGAGACUACCCCAAAGCGAACGGUGUGCUGGAUUUUGACAUAUUCUACAAUGUCACAGGAUGCCUAAGAAACAUGAGCUCAGCUGGCCCAGAUGGGAGGAAGGUGAUGAGAAGCUGUGAUGGACUCAUUGACUCACUGGUGCAUUAUGUCCGAGGAACCAUUGCAGAUUACCAGCCAGAUGACAAGGCCACAGAGAACUGUGUGUGCAUUCUGCAUAACCUCUCCUACCAGCUGGAGGCAGAGCUCCCAGAGAAAUAUUCCCAGAAUGCCUAUAUUCAAAACCGGAAUAUCCAGACUGACAACAACAAAAGUAUUGGGUGUUUUGGCAAUCGAAGCCGGAAAGUAAAAGAGCAAUACCAGGACCUGCCGAUGCUAGAGGAGAAGAGCAACCCCAAGGGCGUGGAGUGGCUGUGGCACUCCAUCGUGAUACGGAUGUAUCUCUCCUUGAUCGCCAAAAGUGUCCGCACCUACACCCAGGAAGCGUCUCUGGGAGCUCUCCAGAACCUCACGGCAGGAAAUGGACCAAUGCCGAUGUCAGUAGCACAGGCAGUGGUCCAGAAGGAAAACGGCCUUCAGCACACCCGGAAGAUGCUGCACGUUGGUGAUGCAAGUGUGAAAAAGACUGCAGUCUCUCUGCUGAGGAAUUUGUCUCGGAAUCUUUCCCUGCGCAAUGAAAUCGCUAUGUCUCCAACAAAGCAAGUAAGGCGGCUUCUGUUCUCUUAUAUUCUCUGUGGACGCACACGGAGCUCCAUAACGCCUACAAGAAGGCUCAGUUUAAGAAGACAGAUUUUGUCAACAGCCGGACUGCCAAAGCCUACCACUCCAUUAAAGACUGAGGAAAGUGAAAAAAUGCUCUCAGAAAUACCAACCUCACCCUUCUCGGCCACACACACACACACACACACACACACACACACACACAAAACAAAAAACAAAAAACAAAAAAACAAAACAAAAAAAAAAAAACCCAAAGGAAAACACCUAUUUUUCUACUUCCCAGUUCAAGAAACUUCAAGAACAGUAUGCCCUGUUUUUAUCCUUUUCUAUUUCCAUGGUCCUCCGAAUCCAGAAAACAAAUAAUCAGAAUAUGCUUUUAUUAGUCUUCCAGACUUUCACAGGUUUGCCACCAGAAGAUACCUGGCAACAGGCUAUUAACUGCCUACAAAUAGCAGUCUUUGUGAUCAGGGCUUACAGUGCAUGGCCUCCUGGAACCAAAAUGUGACUUCAGAUGGAUGGACAUUAACAGAAUAAAUAAGGAAAGAAGCUGUUGUAGUAUCACUAGGAUUUUAAAAGUUUAAUUUACAUUUGUAUUUUCUGGUUCUCAUGUUUUGUCACUCAUGUGCACAUCGCUUCACUGUUGAGUCAUGAGUAUAUGGUUCUCCAGUGUUGAAACAGAAUGGAAAUGAGGAAUAUUUCCUCAGUUAUCCAGGAGAAAAUGUAAUGGCAAAACUGUGUUGGUUUUUGUUUUUUACUCUGUGCUUGGUUUUAUCCUCCUGAAAUUUUUCUCUAAUUUUAAAUGAACUUAAGAAAUUUAGAUCACAGAGCAUGUGUGACUGUAAGAAAAGGAAUUGAAAGGUAAUGAUAGUAGCAGAUUUAAAAUCUUUUCCACAGAGAAAGGCAACUAUGGCUAUGAAACUUAGUGUUUCCUCUAAACACUGAGUAAAUGAGAUUUUUGCUCAAGGGAAUACUUUACCUAUAACAACAGCAUUAAAUGUAAAUCUCUUCUCAACAGUGGCAUUCAACGUAAUCUAUUUCCUGGACUUUUUCAGCCACAUCAAUGGGCUGCUGAAAGAAUGGACUCUAUAUUUAGCUACAAACAGAACCAAGGCCUCUCAAACUGCUGGGCCAGCCCAGGGCUCUGAAAGCACAACUCAUUUUAAUGAGUUAUGUUAUCAACCAGCCCAACUUUGCCUCACAUUUAAAAAAUAGCACAGAGCCACUAAGUCUGAUGUGAUCUUCCUCAAGCCAUUAUUUUAAGUCAAAGAAACUCUAGAGAAGAAAAAUGAAGAAGUCAUUUUGAGGAAGAAAUGUGUCUAGGGCGUCCAGAAGAGAGAUGAGAAGUACUAAUGUUAGUCUUCUCAACCACAGUUCUGAUAUACUUUACUUUAAAAAAAAAAGGAGAAAGAAAAGAAAAUUGACAGUGUUUGUUAUAAGAAAG
Pteronotus mesoamericanus is the source of this 3669-nucleotide messenger RNA. It is a transcript of the gene PKP2, whose product is annotated as plakophilin 2. NCBI's taxonomy places the organism in Eukaryota, Metazoa, Chordata, Mammalia, Chiroptera, Mormoopidae. Gene Ontology annotation, molecular function: alpha-catenin binding; cadherin binding; molecular adaptor activity. The transcript has 12 exons. The record is from RefSeq and is a predicted model, not a curated record. Gene Ontology annotation, biological process: cell-cell adhesion; intermediate filament bundle assembly; desmosome organization. Bases 27 to 2591 code for a protein of 854 amino acids. Gene Ontology annotation, cellular component: adherens junction; nucleus; intermediate filament.